This is a messenger RNA of Malus domestica (apple), 5390 nucleotides long. RefSeq lists its product as uncharacterized. Lineage: Eukaryota; Viridiplantae; Streptophyta; Magnoliopsida; Rosales; Rosaceae. The record is from RefSeq and is a predicted model, not a curated record.
CUCUCUCUCACUCUCUUCCUUCUCCAAUUUCAUUUGAAAAACCCCUGGCAAAUGCACCCCAAGCUGACAACCUCCUCCAAUCCAUAUUCUCUCCGUCUUUGAAAACAAAAAAAAUACCAAAAAAUAUAAAAAAUAUAUAAAAAAAAAACCUAAUUUUGAUCAAACCCUGAAAAAAGCCCUAUUCAAUUUAAAUGCCAUACCUUUCUGCCCACAUUUCUUCUGGGGUUCCUCUUCUUCUUCGCCGAGCUCCUACUUCUUCCCCCAUUUUCUGAUUCGCCGAUACUACCCAAUAGUCAGUUUCCUCAGUUCCUCUAGGCUUACCAAAAUCCCAUCUUUCAGUUUUACCAAUCCCCCAAUCCUCCUCUGGUUUUUCUAGGGUUUCAUAUCUGUUCAUCAGAUUGGGGAUUUGAUUUUGUAUUUUAAUUUUAUAUUAAUCUUUUGCUUAGCUUUUUGGGUUUUUAUUUUUAAAUACUGGGUUUCUGAAUACCAUAUUGGUUAGUGCUUCUGCAGCAAAUGAAAAAUUGAACCUUUGAAAAGGAAAACCGAAAAUUCCUAUCUGGGUUAUUUCCUUUGUUUUUUUGGGAAAGGGUUUACCUUUGAGCAAAGAAUUUCAUUUUUCUGUGUUUUUGUAAUUUAGUGUUUGCCAUUGAUUUUUGGGAUUGAGGAAAAACAGUUAGCUUUUUUCUGGUGGUUUUGGGAUUCUUGGGUAGAAGGAAGACUUAUUGUUUGUUGUGGAAGUGAAGGGAAAGCUUAGGCGUGUAUGGGCAAACAUGAGGAGUGGGCAGAGCCACCAAGUGGGCUGUUGCCGAAUGGCCUAUUGCCCAAUGAAGCUGCAUCGGUGAUGAGAGUGCUCGACUCAGAGCGAUGGUUGAAGGCGGAGGAGCGAACUGCAGAGCUUAUUGCCUGCAUUCAGCCCAACUCACCAUCCGAAGAGCGCCGAAAUGCCGUUGCCGAUUAUGUGCAGCGGCUCAUCAUGAAGUGCUUCCCCUGCCAGGUGUUCACUUUUGGGUCUGUACCCCUGAAAACGUAUUUGCCUGAUGGAGAUAUUGACCUGACAGCCUUCAGUAAGAGUCCAAAUAUGAAGGACACAUGGGCCCAUCAAGUUCGUGAUAUGCUCGAGAAUGAGGAGAAGAACGAGAAUGCUGAAUUCCGUGUGAAAGAGGUUCAGUACAUUCAGGCAGAAGUGAAGAUAAUCAAGUGCCUUGUGGAAAACAUUGUUGUAGACAUAUCAUUCAAUCAGCUCGGUGGCCUGUGCACCCUCUGUUUCCUUGAGGAGGUUGAUCAUUUGAUAAAUCAAAAUCAUUUGUUCAAGCGCAGUAUCAUACUGAUAAAGGCCUGGUGUUAUUAUGAGAGCCGAAUACUGGGCGCUCAUCAUGGGCUUAUCUCAACUUAUGCGUUGGAAACUUUGGUUUUAUACAUAUUUCAUGUUUUCAACAACUCGUUUUCUGGACCACUUGAGGUUUUGUAUCGUUUUCUGGUGUUUUUCAGUAAAUUUGACUGGGAUAAUUUUUGUGUUAGCCUAUGGGGUCCUGUCCCCAUUAGUUCACUUCCAGAUGUAUCUGCGGAACCUCCUCGAAAAGAUGGUGGAGAGUUACUACUGAGCAAAUUGUUUCUUGAUGCCUGUAGCUCAGUGUAUGCUGUUUUUCCUGGUGGUCAAAAAACUCAGGGCCAACCUUUUGUUUCCAAACAUUUUAAUGUUAUUGAUCCUUUGAGAAUCAACAACAACCUGGGACGCAGUGUUAGUAAAGGUAAUUUUUUUAGGAUACGCAGUGCAUUUACAUUUGGGGCUAAAAGGCUGGCCAGGUUGCUUGAUUGUGCCAAAGAGGAUCUAUUUUUCGAAGUAAAUCAGUUUUUUCUUAACACUUGGGAUAGACAUGGGAGUGGUCAUCGACCUGAUGCACCACGAAAUGAUUUGAGGCGCUUGAGACUUUCAAAUCUGGACCAUUUACAUGGAUCUGAGAAUCUCAGGAAUAUUUCAAGCAACCAUAAAAAGGAAAGUUCCUCUGGUCGAGAUACUCAAAGUGGGGGGAUGCAUGGCUCCAUUAAUGUUCCCUCCCAGCAUGCUAGUUAUUCUUUAGAAAGCACCUCUGGUACCAGUAGUGUAUCUACAGUAACUCAUUCUCAAACUCAAAGGAUUCAUGGGAACACAAACCUCACUAGGGCCUCUGAUAUGACUAGAAAGGAAACGAAUUCCGACCUGGGUGCACACAUUGAUAAAGGUCAGAGAAGUGCUAAACCUGAUAACUUGGUGAAUGACUUACAAGGGAGGUUUCUUUUUGCAAGGACACACUCUAGUCCUGAGCUUACUGAUACAUAUGGUGAAGUUUCCACUCAAAGUAGGCGCUACAGAGCCCCAGAGAGUGGGAAAGGCCAAACUUCAACAAGGUUGGAUAAUAGUACGAGGAAAAACCUGGAUUCUGAUAGUGUGGCAAGCCACAGAAAUAGAUCUUCAACUGAUGAUCCUUCAUCUGCUAGAUCCAUCUCAUCCCGCCAAAGCCCUGAUGCUGCUGUUGAUUCAAAUAACUACCAUGAUGAGUCAGGCAUGAGUGCCGUUGCUGACGAUUAUGCUUCUAUUUCGGCGGCACAAGGGAUGCACCAGGAGGAGCAAGAUCUUGUUAACAUGAUGGCAUCUUCUGCAGCUCAUGGUUUUAAUGGGCAGGUUCAUCUUCCACUCAAUUUGGGUCCCGGUCACCUACCGCUUCCAAUCCCACCUUCCAUUCUUGCUUCUAUGGGAUAUGCCCAGAGAAAUAUGGGUGGAAUGGUUCCUACAAAUUUCCCCUUGAUGGAGACUCCUUGGGGAACAAAUAUGCAAUUUCCGCAAGGUGUUGUGCCACCGUCGCUAGCCCCUUAUUUCCCUGGCAUGGGGUUGACCUCAAAUCCUGAAGAUUCAGUGGAACCUGGUAAUGAAAAUUUUGGAUCUGUGGAAAUGAACUCAGGCGAAACGGAGCUUGAUUUCUGGCAUCAGCAAGAGAGGGGAUCUACUGGUGGGUUUGAUCUGGAUAAUGGAAGUUAUGAAAUGCUUCAGGAAGAUGACAAGCAACAGUCAACCUCAGCUGGUUAUAACUUUCAUCCAUCAUCUCGUGUAGGCACCUCAGGAAAUUCUAUGCAAGCUCAACCAAAGUCUACCAAAGAAAACCAAGAGUCGAUGAGGGGGGAAGAGCGUGUGGAUAAUUUUCAAUACCAAGAUAACAGAGGUAAUGAGGUUUACUUUGAUGAUCGAACUGUGAGUUCUAGAUCUGCCACAUAUGCAAGUUCAGUGAGAAGUAAGACCUCCUCUGAGAGUUCUUGGGAAGGAUCAUCAGCAAGGGUCUCAAAGUCAACAAGGGAAAAACGUGGUAGGCGAAAUGCUCAUUCAGCAGCGCCAUCUGCUGCAUAUGGGAAAGGUAAGAGUGUGUCCGAACAUUCAUCUACCCAGGCAGAUGAUGACAACAGAGAUUGGAAUUCACCUACAGCUUUAGGUGCCGAAACGGUAGAACAGAGCACAGGACCUCAACCUGUUGCUCCCUUGCAUUUUCCAAGGCAUCAAAUGACCGGUUUUGAACAAACUCAGACAAGUGGAUCAGAUUCGAUGAUUCCUUUUGCUCCAGUGUUCUUAGGUCACGGCUCAAGACAGAGAGCUACAAAUGAUUCUGGAAUGCUUACAUUUUAUCCUACGGGCCCUCCAGUUCCAUUUGUUACAAUGCUUCCUUAUAAUUAUUUCUCGUCAGAAACAGGAACUUCAGAUGUAUCAACAAGCCAAUUUAGCAGAGAAGAGGGAGCAGAUAAUAGUGAUUCUGGUCAGAAUUUUGAUUCGUCUGAGGGAGCUGAUCAACCUGAGGUGUUAAGUACUUCUAGCUCUAUGGGAAGGGUAGCUCCUAUUGAGCCGUCAGAGCAUAAAUCUGACAUUCUUCACAGUGACUUCUCUAGCCAUUGGCAGAAUCUGCAAUAUGGACGGUUUUGCCAAACUUCACGGCACCCUUCACCUGUCGUUUAUCCUUCACCAGUUAUGGUGCCCCCUGCUUACUUACAAGGAAGAUUUCCGUGGGAUGGUCCCGGGAGACCUCUUUCAGCCAACGUCAAUCUCUUCACUCAGCUUAUGGGUUAUGGACCUCGACUGGUCCCUGUUGCUCCUCUCCAGUCUGUUCCUAACAGGCCUGCUGGUGGUUAUCAACGUUAUGCAGAUGAGAUUCCAAGAUAUCGUGCUGGGACUGGGACCUACCUGCCAAAUCCUAAGGUUUCUGUACGGGACCGGCCUUCAAAUACGAGAAGGGGGAAUUACAAUUAUGAUAGAAAUGACCACCACGGUGAUAGAGAAGGGAACUGGAAUACCAAUUCAAAGUCACGAGCUUCUGGGCGCAACCACAGUCGCGGUCAAGCUGAGAAGCAAAAUUCAAGAGUAGACCGUUUGGCAGCUAGUGAGAGCAGAGCUGAAAGGUCAUGGAGUUCAAAUAGGCAGGACUCAUUACCGUCAUAUCAAUCUCAAAAUGGUCCUAUCCGUGCAAACACUGCACAGAGUGGUUCGACCAAUCUUGCAUAUGGCAUGUAUCCGGUACCAGCCAUGAACCCUGGUGGGGUAUCAUCAAAUGGCCCUUCCAUGCCACCUGUUGUCAUGCUGUAUCCUUAUGAUCAUAAUGCUGGCUACGGGCCACCUACAGAUCAACUUGAGUUUGGUUCUCUUGGACCAGUGGGAUUCUCGGGUUUGAAUGAAGCACAGCUAAAUGAAGGGAGCCGGAUGAAUGGGGUAUUUGAUGAACAAAGGUUUCAUGGUGGCUCUACUCAACGAUCUUCACCUGAUCAGCCUUCUUCACCCCACCUCCAAAGGGGAGUUUGAUCAUUUUGCCAGAUCAGUGGCCCAGGGGAACUAUCAGAUGAUACAUGAGGAGUUUCCGCCUCAAACAGCGAGGGGAUGAUGGUGGAAGAAACUACAAUGACUGUCCCUCCCAGCACCGAGCGUUGCUGCUCUUGCCCCAUUCUCAAGAGGGGAAGAAAUUAGACUUUUUCAUUCCAUGAUUUCUUGGUAUCUUCCUGAUCACAUCAUGCCUGCUUGGAGUUCUUAUGUACAUUAGAAAGUAAUUUACUUACUCCAUUUUCGUCAAGAACAAGAUCGGUGGUAAAAUGAUGGUGAUGUGAUGGUGAGGGGGAAGGCGGGACUCGGCGACUUUAUUGCCCGUUUUAGGGUUAGGCACUUUGUAACUCGACUGAAGUAGAAAACUUGGGUUUAGGUUCAGAGUUUAGGAUUUUACUGUUAGAACACUGUUCGACCAGGAAUCGCUUGCACACAAUGUAUUAGGUUUUUUUCGAUCAGAAUAUGUGUACCAUCUCUUUUAUGUAUUCUUUGUCCAAGAUUUUCAACAGUGUAGCAAUUAACACCACCAUAGAUGAAAUUGGAACAUUUUCGGUUUUACUGACAA